Messenger RNA from Theileria annulata, 1014 nucleotides. RefSeq lists its product as uncharacterized. NCBI's taxonomy places the organism in Eukaryota, Apicomplexa, Aconoidasida, Piroplasmida, Theileriidae. Bases 1 to 1014 code for a protein of 337 amino acids. The transcript has a single exon. The record is from RefSeq and is a predicted model, not a curated record.
AUGUAUUUAGAAACCGUAGAAAGUAAGUGGCCUGAUUUGGACAGUAAUGACUUGAUAUUGGACCGUUCAUACUCGAAGAUUUUUAAGGCCACGUACUAUACUCGAGAUGAAAUUCCUAAAGAUCACCUCCCCUACGGUUUAAUCCACAAUCGUAUGAAAUAUUCCAAACAAUCACCUGAACUCAAUUCAACAGAUACUCCUAAUGACAUCGAUCCUAAAGAAUGGGCCAGAGAGAUUUAUGCCGAUGCAAUUAAAUAUAUUACAGAACCAACAAAUCCCGAUCGUGUAUUUCAAUGGUACCACGAUUUCAUUGUCUUAACUAACUUACAAAUUGCUUUUCAUAACUACUAUAACGUUGAAAGUAAAUCCAGUAGCAUUUUUAUGAAUAUAGUUAAUAGGUUGAUAGAUUGGUUCCUUGGUAGGGAAUUAAUUAAUAGUGAGGCGGAGCUGGAAUCGUUAUCAUUGUACGUUGGAAAUCAGACAAGAAACUUAAGAUCAUAUGUUUCCAAAAGUUCCCAUUUGCUUAUCGAACUUCUCAUUGAAACAAUUAAUAUCAACCAGUGUAAAAUUUUGUGUUACAGAAUUAUGCCUCAGUUGUUUGCUUGUACGGGCUCUGAGAAGUCGGUUUUCAGGGAGCCUGCUAUAAAAAAUCUAAAAUUAAUUGCGGCUCGUUUUUCUAAGAAUUUUGACGAGGAGAUUUUGUGGCUGUUGAUGGACCAGACUCUGAAUUUGAACAAGAAGAUUUCUUCGGUUGCUACUUCCUGUGCUUUUGAGUACUUAACUCUCACUGAUAAGAAGGACCUUGACUCCUUGGACCUGGUCAAACUAAUUGAUUACUUCGAGCUGGGUUUAAACCCGAAGACUGUGGACGCCAAACGGGGUCACAAGAAGAUUAUGGCCAAGAUGUCAGACGUUCUCUCUGACAAGAAAUACGCUUCGUACCUCAAUGAGUUGUCAUUGAGGCCUACCCUAGCUAAAUUUACCAAAACUGAACUCCCUUCUGAUCUCAACUAA